UUACUGCUUUUCACUGGUGAUACAAUUUUUCCUUCAGUUUCAUCUUGAAUUAUACUAUCAUCAUUUUCGGCAUCACUAGAGACCAAUUGCUGGAGUUCCGAUGUCUCUCUUGGUUCCAUAUUAAAUAAUUACAGAUAAUAAUGAUUAUGGAAAAACUAAUCUUUAAUCUUGGGUUUCCGUUUCUGGUAAAUAUUUAUAUUAUUUAUUUAUUUAUCAAAAAAAUGUCCUGUCAGAAGUCAGUAUGACAAAACGUCAGAAUCAGUAUGGUCUAAAACUUUCUACUCCAACAGCCAUAUGUUAUAAAUUCGUUUUGGUUUUGAAGGAUUUUAUUUUAAAAUUGAAAAAUAAAUACUUUACUAAAUAUAUUAAAUAGGUACUUUACAUUUGUAUAUUUUUUCAAAAGCAAAAGAUUGGAAAAAUAGGAAAACUAAAACAGCUGAUUUUGACAGUGACAUAUCUCUUUGGAUUUGUUUUGACAGUGACAUAAUUGUGAUUGUGGGAGGAAUAAGUUAAAAAUGAAUAAAAACAAAUUUUUAUAUUUUACCAGAAUUUUAAAUGUUUUCUUCAGUUCGUUUUUAUAGUAUAAUAUAUUUUAAGCAUAAUUUUUAAUUACAAUCAUGAGUGAAUCAUCUCACUAUAUAUCAAAAUAUCAGCAAUUGCUGAGAGACCUAAAAAGCACUGUGGAAGGCUUAUUGAUGACUCAGGUUGCUAAUGUAUGGUCAGUUUAUGGUGGCUUAAAUAGAUUCCAUACUAUAGUUGAUAAAAUAUUUAGGCAUGGAUCUAAAGGAUCAGAAGAAGAAUCUGGUUAUUACAAUUUCAUUCAAGGCUUGGAAUGGCUACAACCAGAAAAUUCGAAAUCAUAUUUCUCAAUAGACUGUGAAUAUCGGCCACACAUUCCGUCCCAUUUAAAAAAUAAAAAAUCUGCCAUUUGGUUAUACAGAAGCCUUGAAAAUCAUUCUUUAUCACAAAAAUUAUCUUGGCUUCUUUCCGACAAAAACCAUUUAUCCAAGUGUUACCAUGAUUAUGCUUUUCUUUGUCAAGAGAAAUAUGCAGAAGCAACGUUAAUAUGUUUAAGAGCAGUCGAAAGAAACCAAGCUAGUUUAAUGUCGGAAAUUAAUCCUUCUUUGUUUCUUCAAAAACCUAGUCAAUUUCUCAAGAUUCAUAGAAGAUGCUCGUCUUUUCCUGAUAAUCAUAUGCAAAAAAUUUAUGAGGAAAAAUUAAAUAUCAGAAGACGAACUAUACAAAAUUUUCAAAACGAAGUCAAUAAAAAAAUAGCAACCGGAAAAAUACAUGGAAAAUUAAAAGCUUGGCACAGUAUGCCUUCUCUUUUGUCUGUGCAGCAUAAUAUUUUUAAAAAUAGGCCCCGUUUUGAGAGCAAGACUACUCCAUCAACACCAAUUCAUUCUAAAAAGAUAUCUCCAUCACUACUUAAGGUCGAUUAUAGAACUCUUCAACCUAUUCCCAAGAAGUUAAACAUCAAAAGAAACCGUCAAAAUAUCAAACCUCCUGAUGUGAAACAUAUCAUUAUUGAUAAUUGUAGUAUAGUGGAACAUACUCCAUCUUUGAGUAGCUCACAAAGCAGUGGUACCAUAAUGAAUGAAGAAUUAACACAAUCUACUGUAUCAAUGCCUGAGACUAAAUCGAAAGUUAGCAAUAUUUUAUCUCAAUCACCCUUGACUGUAGUUGAUUCGUUUUUGCCAAUGCCUGGAGAGAAAGAUUACAAGAGAUUGCCAAAGAAAACGUUUAUAGAAGAUGGAGGCAUGAGUGUACUCCCUAUGGCAACUGGUUACUUUCCAAAACCCACCAAAGGCCAAAGUCUUCUCUCAUUCUUGACAUCCAGUCAAUUUGCCAGAGCAAAUGCCGAACUGGAUAGAGAAAAUGCACAUUUCAGCAUUUCGGAGGCCAUUAUUUCUGCAAUGGAACAGAUAAGAUGUAAAAGACAUUCUAAUAUAGGCGAAGAACAAAUGGAUGAUAGCGAUCCUGAAAUAGUAGAACUCAAGCAAAAGAUAAGGUUACGGAGAACCAAAAGAGUAUUAGAAAAGCAAAAGAAAAAUAUGUCAUUUAGUUUGAUGAGUGAUGGAAAAACGGAUACUGCUACAACAGUCAGCCCUUGUUCCACACCCCCAGACGCAACUUCUGAUGGUUCAAGUUCUGACGAUGUAGAAGAUCUGGAAAUGAACGAAACGUCGAAUCUCGAGGAAAAUGCCGGUUUAUCAAUGUCGAUGGCGUCUCUCUUUUCCGAAGCGGAUAUCAUGAAACGACACACCCGUGGUGCUCCAGAUGGUGCUUCAGAUAUAUUGUCUGCGGAAGGUGUUGCAAUCUCUCUAAUUAGUAAAUUUAGUGAUAAACAGUUACCACGUGCUUCUGAUUUGGAAUGGUUAGUUUCUGAGGAAGAUGCUCCCCAAGCAUUGUUACCUCUUCCUAAAAGUUGGCCUGUUAGUCCUGACUCUGCGGAAGAAAAUAUAACUCCUCUGAGGGGAACACAAGAGUGGGCUCCGCCUAGAGCACAAAUAAUUUUUACAAUACAUCCAGCCACAGCUAGAAAAGUUUUGAUGUCGAAACAAAACUACAGGUGUGCCGGAUGCAGUAUGAGAGUGGCGCCGAAAUAUGCAUCACGAUUUCGUUAUUGUGAAUACUUGGGUCGGUAUUUUUGUACGGGAUGUCAUAAAAACCAGUUGGCACUUAUACCGGGACGAAUACUUCAGAAGUGGGACUUCAAAAGAUAUCCAGUAUCAACAUUCUCUUAUCGAUUAUUAGAACAAAUGUACACCGAUCCAUUAUUUAGAGUUUUUUCUCUAAACAAAAACAUAUCGAAAUCGACAAAGAAUCUCGAAUUUUGUAGAAGAUUAAGACUUGGUAUAUACUACUUAAAGGAUUUUAUUUUUACCUGUAGAUAUGCUGAAUCUUUAAGGAUCCGAGAAAAAGUAGAAGAAAUGGGAUCCGCCUUGACCCAGCCUGAUUUUUACUCUAUGGAUGACCUGGUUAAAAUUAAAAGUGGAGAAAUGAGCUCAAAAUUAAAAGUUAUGGUGGAUAUUUGCUGUAAACAUACUUCCGAAUGCAAGCUAUGUUUGGCCAGAGGAUUUUUCUGCGAACGCUGCAAAGCAGAUGAAGUGAUAUUUCCGUGGCAGUUAAGGACUGUAUCUAGAUGUGAUAAAUGUGGCAGUUGUUACCACUUAGCGUGUUGGCGUCCAGGAAACUCCCCAUGUAUAAAAUGCUGUAGAUUACAAAAAAGAAAAGAAAGCACUGACAGUAGUAUUAGGAUCAAUAAUGAAUAAUAACUUGUAGAAGUGAUUU
Messenger RNA from Psylliodes chrysocephalus, 3294 nucleotides. NCBI's taxonomy places the organism in Eukaryota, Metazoa, Arthropoda, Insecta, Coleoptera, Chrysomelidae. The record is from the annotation of a GenBank genome assembly.